Messenger RNA from Acipenser ruthenus (sterlet), 1401 nucleotides. RefSeq names its product MRG/MORF4L-binding protein-like. Gene Ontology annotation, cellular component: NuA4 histone acetyltransferase complex; nucleus. The record is from RefSeq and is a predicted model, not a curated record. Bases 88 to 753 code for a protein of 221 amino acids. The transcript has 6 exons. NCBI's taxonomy places the organism in Eukaryota, Metazoa, Chordata, Actinopteri, Acipenseriformes, Acipenseridae. Gene Ontology annotation, biological process: regulation of transcription by RNA polymerase II.
UAAGGUCGUAAGGGGGCACUGCAGCAACAACUUUGGUAAACAGAAACACUGCCGUGCUUUCCGGUUUGCUUUAUUUAAUCACAGAAAAUGGGGGAAGCAGAAGCUAUUCCUGCCGAUGAAAAACAAGCGGAUUCCGGCUCCAGUCCAAUUGAAGAGUCGGUGAUUUGGAGUCAGGAGGUAGAGGUGUGCCUGUUUCAUGCCAUGCUAGGCCACAAACCCGUAGGUGUAAAUCGUCAUUUCCACAUGAUCUGCAUUCGGGAUAAAUUCAGCCAGAAUAUUGGGCGCCAGGUGCCGUCUAAAGUCAUCUGGGAUCAUUUGGCGACAAUGUAUGACAUGCAGGCGCUGCAUGAAUCAGAAAUCUUGCCUUUCCCCAACUCUGAGAAAAGUUUUGUUCUUCCAGAUGAUAUCAUUCAGGAAGUAAAAGAAGGAAAAGUUGGAAUUGAAGAAGAAACUAGAGAGGAGAUCAAAGAAGAAGUGGAGCAGCCAGCAUUAGUAGAAGAAGGUAUUUCAUAUUCUCAAGGUGUCUGUGUCCCACAUUGGCUGGCCAGGAGGUUGAGAGGGAGCAACUGCUCUGUGAAACUGGCAGAAAAGGCCAGCAGCAAAGAAAAGGAGAAAGACAGAGAGAAGGGCUCAAGUGAGAAUGCAGCGAAGGAGGCUGCAGACAAGCGGAAGCGGAACCGAGUGACUGAGAAAGUGUUGAACGCAAACAGUAACCCCUCCAGCCCGAGCGGGGCCAAGCGGCGCAGGACGUAACAUGAACGCCACCAAACAGCAGCCGCAGAAGAGAGCCACGCUUCUUGAAAAAGGGGGGCGUGAAAUAACACAGGAGGGAAACUGGAUACCUUUCCAAUAUCUAAUCUGAAGCCGAGGAUCUGAUUGCUUGUUUGUAGAAGUUACCUAAGAUCUAUCCACGUAGCUCCAUUGUGUAGCUGGAUAAUGUCAGACUGUUCCAAGGCUUCUGAUAGGUCUGAGUGUAACUGGUCCACCUGUUUUGUAUUAUCUGAAACCACCUUUUUGUUUAUUUCAUUUCCUAAUGCCUCUACUUGAUCUCCCCAGUAGUAAGUAAACUGGAAUUAAGAAUCUACUCAGACAGUGUGGUCACCCUGUGCACUACCCUUCGUUGAAGAUAAUGCAGCUCUGAAUUAUAAAUAAAACUUUCGUUUAACUAAACACACUGUAAAUUUCACAUACUGGGUCUGUACAGUGCAGUGGGAGUCUUAUUUCAAUCUCUGUAACAACAGCAAAACCGCAACUAAACAAAAUAUAACGAGGAAGACGGUACAAUACAAAAUUGCCUCUGUUAUUUAAUACUGCAUAAGAUACAGAUGUUUAUAACCAUUUUAAGCUGUAUUAUUACAAGAUGAUGCAUUCUUUCAGUGUGAUAAUGUUUUUUUUUUUUUU